UACCUCGGGAGAGACUGGACCUUACAAGAAGCAUUUUAAAAGCAUGCCUUGUGAUGUAAAGCCUCGGUUUGUCAUCCUGUACGGAUCACAAAAGGGACAAGCCCAAUCCAUAGCAGAAGGCAUAGCUGAGGAGGCGGAGGAGCAUGGGCUUGUUGCUGAUCUCAGCUGCUUGAGUCAGAAUGAUAUGUACAAUUUGGAGAAGGAGCAUGCCCCAGUGGUCUUUAUUGUCUCUACCACUGGAGAAGGAGAACCGCCCGACAAUGCCUUACGAUUUGUAAGAUCCAUCAAGAAGAAGACCCUCUCCAAUGAUCACUAUAAACACCUAAGCUAUGCACUUUUAGCUUUAGGAGACACAAAUUAUGCAAAUUUCUGCAACUGCGGCAAGACAAUUGAGAAUCGUCUAAAGCAACUUGGUGCCAAACAAUUUUAUGCGACAGGAUAUGCAGAUGAUGGCAUAGGUCUGGAGUUGGUUGUGGAUCCCUGGCUUGAAGGAUUGUGGGCUGCCAUCAAAGGAACUUUAUCAAACAUGGCAUCUGAUAGUACUGCCCACUUAAAAGGGAAUGGAGCAGAAUCGGCCACAGACGCCUCUGAUUCAGCCAAACCAGAUGUCCAGUUUAACCUCUUAAGCAUCACUGACCAUCAGAACUGUGAGGCGGUUGGUGCAACUGUAGACGGGGACUCCAAAUUUGCAUCUGCUACUUCAUCUUCAGCUUCUGCUGCAAGUGAUCUCAGGCCAGCUAUUUCUGCAGAGAGCCCCGAUUUGGCUUCUCAAUCCCACAAUGCUGCCAACGUUGCUACAUCAGCACCAAACACACAGAAGGGGGAUGCUGGAGUUCCCCAUGUGGAAUUGGCAGCUUCGCUGACACGCUCCGUGCCGCCACUGUCGGAGUCCACACUUAAUGUUCCGGUUCUGCCUCCCCCGUACUUGGAUAUCUCUCUACAGGAGGGAGAUACUUCGGAACAGAUGACUGGACCUCCGAACAAAGAUUCUCUUCAUGAGGUGCCCAUUUCCAAGGCGGUUCAGUUAACCAGAGGAGAUUCAGUCAAGACGGCGCUUCUUCUGGAGCUUGACAUUUCUGCUUACCCAGCAAUGGCCUAUCAGCCAGGGGAUUCUUUUGAUGUUUUCUGCCCAAACAGGCCUGCAGAGGUGGACGAAUUACUCUGCAGAUUGGGCCAUCAGAACCAACGAAAUCACCAAGUCAUUAUUUCUCUAAGAAAGGACACAAAGAAAAAAGGUGCCGUGGUGCCACCUCACAUCCCAGAGAAAGUUUCUCUGCUCUUCCUGCUCAGCUGGUGUCUGGAGAUCAGAAGUGUUCCGAAGAAGGCCUUCCUGCGUGCGCUGGUGGAGCACACAGCGGACGGCGCGCAGAGGAGACGACUGCAGGAGCUCUGCAGUAAGCAAGGCGCUGCAGACUACAACCUGUACGUGAGAGACGCCGGCCUCGGCGUUCUGGAGCUCCUCAGAGCCUUCCCGUCCUGCUCACCUCCACUCGGCCUCCUCGUCGAGCACUUGCCGAGACUGCAGCCCCGGCCUUAUUCAGCAGCCAGCUCCUGCCUCAGACACCCGGGAAAGCUGCGUUUCGUCUUCAGCGUGGUGAACUUCCCAGCGUGCUCGGGGCGGCCUGCGGGGAGGCGAGGCCUGUGUACUGGCUGGCUCUUUGACCUCAUCAAUCCCGGCCUGGUUUUCCCCGGGAAGGCGGAAUCCUCUGGCUGCCCCGCUCUGCCGAAGAUCCAUGUCCGCUUGAGGCCCAGCAGCUCGUUCCGGCCCCCCUCUGACCCAUCUGUGCCUUUUAUAAUGGUUGGACCGGGCACUGGAGUGGCUCCAUUCAUCGGCUUUCUCCAACAAAGGGAGAACGAGAGACAGAACAACCCCAAGGCUGCGUUCGGCGAGACUUGGCUGUUCUUUGGUUGUCGCCACAAAGACGGAGACUACCUUUUCAGAGAGGAGCUGGAAGGCUUCGUGUCCAGUGGCGCCCUGAGCCAACUCAAGGUGUGUUUCUCUAGAGACCCCCGCGAGGAUGAGGAGUCCGUCACCUCCGCCGCACAGCCCAGAUACGUCCAACACAAUCUGCUUCUCCACCGCCGACACGUCACCGACAUCCUGCUCAGACAGAACGGUUAUCUCUAUGUCUGCGGCGAUGCGAAGAACAUGGCUAAAGAUGUGAACGAGACGCUGAUGGAGAUGAUAAAGACGGAGCUGGAGGUGGACCAGCUCGACGCCAUGAAGACACUUGCGGGACUCCGGGAGGAGAAGCGCUACUUACAGGACAUCUGGGGUUGACACUGGGUGUCGAGAUAAGGACAUCUUGCAGCACUCGCUGGGCUUUUUUCUCCAACCUCAAGAAAGGAAUAAAAUGAAAUCAGCAUGCUCAGCUGUAACCUCCAGAACCAUAAAAUUGUGGAGGCUGGAGCCUGGAGGUAGUUUACACCACCCAACGCUACCAAGAUGGAAUGGAGCACGCUGACCCGGGGAUAUCGGUUCACUACAUCAUCUUAGGCUUUACUGUUUGAACAGAAAUGACCUUGGUCGGGGCAGUAGUGCUGGAGAUUGGUCCUGCAGUGUGAAAAUGCUUUUAGUGUAGACAAGCUUCCUCCGUUUGUCCUUUCUGGGGAAAAGGCAUUUACUUCCGUCGGCGGUGAUGGAGUGAUUUUGAUCAGACGGAGAGCGGGAUAUUGCUCCAGCCUCGAUGGAAUCAACUCAGCAAUCGGUACUUCUUAAACGGCUCACACGCAGGAAAUUGUUUAUUGUCAUUCAGGGAGGAAAAGGCAUAAUUUUUUUAUGAGUUAUUUUUUUUUUUUUGUUGCGGAAUAUAUUAAGCAGCCACCGCCUGCUAAAUGCACCGCAGUUCACCUCUGCUGCUGUAAUCAGGUGUGUUUCCGACAAACAGUUAUUGAAAGAACUUGGUUUGACUCAUUUCUUUACGUUUGUUUGCAUCGUGAUUAUCAUGAUUAUGGCUUGUCAGGGAUGAGAUCCUAAAGAUGAUUGAGCCACAAAAAUAAGAACAAUUUUCUGUGUUUUAGCCCGACAGUCUAUUUAAAACGGAGCACAGAAGAUGGGAAUCUUACCGAUAAUUCCUUCACAUCCCGGACCAAAGAAACGUCUCGAGCCGACUUUGUUUGUGCCCGUUUGCCCUCACACACACACCCAGCACACUGCCAGUUUAGAGGAGAGCUACUCCAACUUUUCUAAGUCCUCCAAAACCAACUAAAAUCUCCCCAAACUGUGGGAAAAGGCGAGCCAACUGUGCUCUGUGUGACUGAGAAUUAAAGAACAAUUCACUGC
Salarias fasciatus (jewelled blenny) is the source of this 3283-nucleotide messenger RNA. RefSeq names its product 5-methyltetrahydrofolate-homocysteine methyltransferase reductase (gene mtrr). Gene Ontology annotation, molecular function: flavin adenine dinucleotide binding; FMN binding; [methionine synthase] reductase (NADPH) activity. Gene Ontology annotation, cellular component: cytosol. Bases 44 to 2281 code for a protein of 745 amino acids. The record is from RefSeq and is a predicted model, not a curated record. Gene Ontology annotation, biological process: homocysteine metabolic process. The transcript has 15 exons. NCBI's taxonomy places the organism in Eukaryota, Metazoa, Chordata, Actinopteri, Blenniiformes, Blenniidae.